Guillardia theta CCMP2712 is the source of this 1137-nucleotide messenger RNA. RefSeq lists its product as hypothetical. Lineage: Eukaryota; Cryptophyceae; Pyrenomonadales; Geminigeraceae. The record is from RefSeq and is a predicted model, not a curated record. The transcript is spliced from 2 exons. Bases 1 to 1137 code for a protein of 378 amino acids.
AUGGAUGAAUUGUACAACAUGCACAGGACCGGAGGCUCCGUGACCGUCACGCCCAAGCGAUCGGCUGACGGCAGGAGCGUCUAUGACGUCCAGCUUGACCUGGCCAUCGUCGAGCCUCUCUUCCACAUGCGUCAGGAGGACGCGGCCAAGUUCUUGGUAAGCACACAUGUUGCUAUGCUUGCUUCUUGUCGAGUCCGCCUUGAUGCGCGCGUGCUCUCAACCCGACCAUGGCAGGGCAUCUCCUUGACGAGCCUGAAGAAAGCCUGUCGCACCCUCGGCAUCCAGCGAUGGCCGUACGCGCGCAUGCGCGACAGGACGCGAGCAACCCGGCCCAGGCGGCAGGAGAAGCGCGGGAUGACUGAGGCCCCGGAGGAGGAGCACGGGGGAGCGACGAAGGUCAUCGAGGGUGAUGAGAAAGACGACGACAACAAGAACGAUGGAGGAGGAGGUAAGGAGGAGGAGGAGGAGGAGGAGGAGGGCCAGGAGGGAGCCAAUGAGGACGAGGACGAGGACGAGGACGAGGACGAGGACGAGGACGAGGACGAGGACGAGGACGAAGACGAGGAGCUGGAUGGGGAGCAGGAGAACGGCCUGGAGGGCAAAGCAGAAGGGAACAGGAAAGCAGUGGUGGUCGCCAAGUACAAGGCAUUGGAUCUGGAAAGCAAAGUCACAAAGAUGAAAAAUAAUGUCACGUCCGCUGGCGAGGGGGAAGGAAACGUCAAACAAGAAGAGGAAUCUGAGAAUGCAGAGGGGCAGGCGACAAUGGCGACGACGAGCAGCAGCAGCACUGGGCCCAGCACUCCCGGCGCCAGGCAACGGCAGCCCACGCAUGACCUACAGGGCCCUGCCCCUCCAAGUCUCAUGCCGCCUGCACCGCCCCCCGCCUCUCUUCCGAGCUCACAAUCCAGCUCCGAGGUCAGCGCCAACGAGUCGUCAAGCAGCAGGACAGGCGACGCGGCGAGCAACGCACGUCGGAGCAGGGGGGUGACGAGGUCGCGGGAGUCGAUCGACAACAAGUGGCUGGACUGGCCACUGGCACAUGGCGUUGACCGUCGACUCACUGAGAAGAGAAGAACUUCGGAACUUGGAAGGGCAGGCUUCGGAAAGCGACACAGUGAGAACCACAAGAGUCUGUGA